AGAGUUUGACCCAAGUCAUAUGUCUCAGUACUGUACACGGUGGAGGAUAUUGUCUGUUGUAACGGGGAUGGAUCAUGUUUAGGAAACGGUACGGACUCUUAUUCAUUAUGGGUCUUGGUUCCGCUUUAUUGGGAAAUAUUGGACAGCCAGGCGUCACCGUUUGGAGCAGGAGCGCAGUGUGCUAGACUUAUUACUUCCCCCUGCUCAAUUUAUUGCGACAGAUUUGGAAACAUCUCUUUUUUCUGCGGAAGAUUUCGUCAUUUUCUACUGUAUUACGACCACUGACACCCAAAAGGAAGUGGUUUGCCGUCUUGAAAUGACAGCGCACAUGACCGUGGGAGAGGAGUAAAAGUUUUCUCCCGGACCAACAACACCUGACACCCUCCUCCCUCUCUGCGCUCUGCGCCCUGCCUGCGCCGGCAUGACUCUCGGCGCGGUGUCCGGAUCCGACAACUCGUCGGCGGUCAGCUUCUGCUCCUGCUGCGGUGCCAAGAUGGUGCCCUACUUCGGCGAGGACGCGGUGGUGACCAAAAAUCAGAUCAACCAGCUUAUCAGUGAGAGUUUCCUCACAGUAAAAGGUGCAGCCCUGUUCCUUCCCAGGGGUAACAGCCCUACGCCUAACUCUGCACCUCGCAUCAGCCAGCGCAGGAACAAGCACACAGGUGACCUCCAGAAACAUCUUCAGACCAUGUUCACUGUGCUGCGGCCGGAGGACACCAUCCGACUGGCUGUGCGUCUGGAGAGUGCCUACCCUCAGGUAACCCGCUACAUGGUGGUGGUCUCCACCAAUGGAAGACAGGACACAGAGGAGAGCAUUGUGCUUGGCAUGGACUUUGUCUCCUCUGAUAGCUGCUGUUCGGUGGGUCUGGUUCUACCUCUGUGGAGCGACACUUUGAUCCACUUGGAUGGAGACGGUGGUUUUAGUGUGUCAACGGUGAACAGGGUUCAUGUUUUCAAGCCAGUUUCUGUCCAGGCCAUGUGGUCAGCCCUCCAGUCGCUCCACAAAGCAUGCGAGGUGGCCCGCUGCCAUAACUACUACCCGGGCAGCCUGUUCCUGACCUGGGUGAGCUACUACCAGAGCAGGGUCUCAUCCAACCAGUUCUGCGUCAAUGAGUGGAACGCCAUGCAGGAUGUGGAGUCGCACCGUGCCAACUCACCCGUUCUCUUCACAGACCUGCCCACAGAGAGGGAGCGCACAGAAAGGCUCAUCAAGAUGCGCCUCAGAGAGAUCAUGAUGCAGAAAGACCUGGAGAAUGUCACCUGUAAGGAGAUCCGAACAGAGCUGGAGAUGCAGAUGGUGUGUAACCUGAGGGAGUUUAAGGAGUUCAUAGAUAACGAGAUGAUCAUCAUCUUGGGACAGAUGGACAGCCCCACUGAAAUCUUUGAACACGUCUAUCUGGGCUCUGAGUGGAACGCCUCUAACCUGGAGGAGCUGCAGAACAGUGGAGUGCACUACAUCCUGAACGUGACCAGAGAGAUAGACAACUUCUUCCCAGGGAUGUUUGAGUACCACAACAUCAGAGUGUACGACGAAGAGGCCACCAACCUGCUGGAGUACUGGAACGAGACCUACAAGUUCAUCACCAAAGCCAAGAAAGCUGGUGCUAAGUGUCUGGUUCACUGUAAAAUGGGCGUGAGUCGCUCUGCCUCCACAGUGAUCGCCUACGCCAUGAAGGAGUACGGCUGGGACCUGGACACUGCCUUCGAGUAUGUUAAAGAGAGACGGGCUGUCACCAAACCAAACCCUUCCUUCAUGAAACAGCUGGAGGAAUAUCAGGGAAUUCUGCUGGCCAGCAAACAAAGACAUAAUAAGCUAUGGCGCUCACACUCUGACAGCGACCUAUCAGAUCGCCCAGAGUCAAUGUGUAAACCAUCAUCGCACUCUCUGGGUCGCUCCGACUCUCACAACAACAACACUUCCUCCCCCUCCUUACAUCACUUCCUGGGAGCGGCCGUGCUGCAAGCCCUCGGUGCUGAACCUGAAGACUCUGCCAAACCAAACACCGCGCACACACCACACUCUGACUCACACACAGACUCCAACAGUGUGUGUGACUCACCGGGUCAGGAGGAGGUCGGAUCAGAUUGCGGAGACCCCCUCCUGCUUCCCCUCCCCACACCCCGAGCAGCCACUGUGGUCCCAGAGGAAAGACUGGACAAUUCAGCAAGUGUCGCUAUCACUGUGCCUGUUGCUCUGCCCCACCCUCCACCAGCACUCCACAUCUUACCUCCUACUCCUGAACUCCAGCGUGCUCACAGGGGUCCUCCCACACAGCUGUCCAUUUCAGUGCCCAAACACAAACCAGCAGAACUGUCCCUCAGUUUGCCUGAGCGAAGCAGCUCAGAGGAAAUCUCUACUCCCACUCUGGAAUCCACUGACUCUGACUUAAUCGACCAAUCAUUAUCAGAUGUAACAAGCGACAAACACAGCCCCCUUAGCCCUGCCAACAUCAAUCCCCUACCUCUGGGUCUUCCCCUUGCUGCCAGUGACGACAACAACAACCCCAGCGAGUUACAGAUAGGCAGCGCCUUGGACAGCCGCGGCGAGGCCGACGGUUCAUCCAACCACAGCGCAGACAGCAUUGACUUCUUCAGCGCCAGAGAAAAGUUUCUUGGCCUGGCUCAAGAUGGCAGAUCCCGGACACUUUCUGAGCAGACACAUCAAAAGACACCUCUGUCGCUGGAGGAAAAUGGAGAAACCGAGGCAAAGGAGGAAGAGGAGCAAGAAAGUGGGACUAGUCAGGCGUCUCCACAGUCCGAAGACAGCGCUGACAAAGCCAGCCAAACUCAUCAUCCUCACCAUGACAAUGGAGUAUCAGUCCGCCAUAUUGUCACAGAGAUAGAAGCCAUAAGCCACCCUGCAUCCUGCCUUCCUCCCCCCUCCUCGUCCUCCUCCUCCUCCUCUUUGUCGCUCCCUCCAUCCGCCCACAGCCCUCAGCUCAUCAGACCAGAGCAUCAGGUGGAGGCUGAGACUCCUGAAGUCACGCACGGCUCUCUAACUCCGCCAUCACACCUGCAGUCUCCCUCCAUGCUGCCGUGCGAUUGGCUGGCAGGCUCUGUGCGGCGAGCCACCAAGCAGCUGGAGCAGAAGCUGAAACAGGAAAUGGAGAUGGCUGCGUCUCAGCGAUCUCCACUGCAUUCCCCAAGUGCUGAACAUCCCCCUGUCAGACUGUCCCUGUGUCCCCUGAGUGCUGAGCAACCUCCCAUUCGCUUCCCUCAGGACUGUACAGAGCAAAGGAUCACUCAGGAAGAGAUCACGGCUGUAUCUGCUAAGUCCAAAGAUGGAGAAGAGCAUACAGGGUCACAUACAGAGCUCAACUCCUCAGGCACGGACAACCUCCCAGACCCUUCCCCUGACUCAAAUAUCAGCCAAGUCUCUGGUGCUAUACCUAUAAUUGUGCCCACAUCCAUAGAUAACCAUAUGCUGACAUCAUCACUGGCCUCUACUUGUCAGUUAGAAGAACCAUCUCUCGAUACCUCAGCCCAGUCCCAAAGAAAGAGCCAGCUCCUCAGCCAAAACCAGCAGUGUCAGAUGCAGCCUCAGGCCUGUUCAGACCAAAUGACUCUGGAUGGGGUGACAGUGCAGGAGUCAGACACAGAUGAGAAGAUGGAAUCCAGUCCCCAGGUGGGGCGAGGGGGCUGUGGCCCCGGCUGUGAUGCCCAAAGCAGGCUGGCUCGUGGCAGCCAGGAGCUGGAGAGGAUUCAGCAGACACUGAGAGAGCUGCAGGCUUUCCUCCAUGAGGGCAUCAGCCUAGAGAUGACGGAAAGCCAAGACCAGGAACUAGGGCAGCCUCAGAGGCUCAGAGACAUUAUGGACACAGAGCCAGAGCCUUGCAAAGGGGCAAGUUCUGAACAAACCCCUCCAAGCUUGGAAGUAGGGCAGCGGCUCUGUGAGAGACAAGAGGGGAAGAGUUUCCUGGAGCCGAUAGUGUGGCACAGAGCCAUGGAGCUCGAGGCUCGUAUCCGCCAGGCAGGCCUCACCCCGCCUUCUCUCAUGAAGAGGUCGGCUUCCUUGGCUAAACUGGACUGUCUGGAGCUGUCGGCCAAUGACCUCAGCGACUUGGACUUGAGGCCGCACACCAGGACGACAUCAUCACACUCCCAGGACUGUUUCUCUAUGUCCACAUCUCACCCAGAUGACACAUGGAAGAAGCAGAAAGUGUUGACUCGAACCACUUGCGUUGAAAAGACAGGGUUGUCCCAUGACGGCAGGGAUCUUAACGAGUCAACCUCAGCGCCGUCCGUCUGCUUCUCCUCCUCCCCUCAUCGUUGUCCGAAAGAGGACACAGGUGAGAGGGAGGAGCCAGAUGGCAGCGGGAGCGGCGCAGUAGCUACAACACGUCAGCAGGGGAGGGGACACUCGUCGAGACGUUCUCGAAAAGGCUCAGCUGAGAAAAAGCAGCGAGCUGUCACUGUGCUAUACAAUACCAUGUAACCUCAGUGCAAUGGACUGGAACGGACACGACUGGAGCUGUGCGAGAGAGGCUGCAUGAUGUGUAUGAAUGUGUAGCAGGCAAACUGGAGACCUCCUGUAACCUCUGAUGUAUGUUUAGUGUGUAAGAACUGAAUGAUGAACAUAUGUUUGCAUGUUAACCACUGGAUGUGUUGUUUCAACUGGAGUUCAGGUUUGUAUGUACAGUAAUAAAAAUAUGAAUGUCCAAACUAAGACUGAACCAGUGCAUACUGUAUGCACUCCAUUAUAUCUAUCUCCCUUUUUUUUAAAGAAGCGUUUGUUCUCAGUGUUUGACCCUCGCUGCCUGUUGAGAGUUUCUAAAACUACAAGAGGGGCUUUUUCUCCAAACAUGCACUUUACUGUUUCGAUGAUUUUCUUUUAUUUGAAAUCUGUUUCUUACCCCGGGGAAGAUUCUUUUGCACUGUUCUCAGUCGACUUGUCUCUGUAUGCGUGUUUUUGUUUUCAAAGUGGACAGACGUGUCUUUACUCAGAUUUUUAAUUGAACCAGGACAAAGCUGAUAUCUUGUUUUUUAUUCAGUGCUUUAGCAGUAAAUAAAUAUGGUGAGUUUGUUUUGA
Messenger RNA from Epinephelus fuscoguttatus (brown-marbled grouper), 5029 nucleotides. It is a transcript of the gene ssh2a, whose product is annotated as slingshot protein phosphatase 2a. Gene Ontology annotation, biological process: actin cytoskeleton organization; negative regulation of actin filament polymerization; protein dephosphorylation. The record is from RefSeq and is a predicted model, not a curated record. The transcript is spliced from 14 exons. Gene Ontology annotation, cellular component: cytoplasm. Gene Ontology annotation, molecular function: protein tyrosine/serine/threonine phosphatase activity; actin binding. The coding region runs from base 422 to 4435 and encodes 1337 amino acids. Lineage: Eukaryota; Metazoa; Chordata; Actinopteri; Perciformes; Serranidae.